AUGGCUGAAAAUUCUUCGCCGUCAUAUUUGUCAUUCCGAUCGGAGGAAACUUCUUCAAUAUUAUCGAUUAAAUUUAUCAAAUCAUCAACGACAUUCAUAUUAUUAUUAUUAUUCGUAUUGUAUUUAUUCGGAGUAGUAUUGGCAUUCAUGGGAUUCUUUCCGAUGGGAGGCACCCAACAACGAGGAGAUCUUGGCCAAGAAGCUACAUCUAGACUUGAAUUCAUAACACAACGAUUAACAAAUUCUAUUCAAAAAAUGGAUGCUGAAAAUGAACAGUGGUUCAAAGAAAUGAUGAGCCACAAUCAACAUGACGAAAUUCUAAAUGGAAAUGUACAAAAAAUUGUAUUUAUUAUUAUUGACGCUUUAGGAGCAAGCCGAUUUGAGAAUAUUUUGAAAAUAGAUAAUAUUUUGAAUUCGAUUAAGGAUCGUCGAGAAGACUUUUUGUGGUUUACAAGUUAUGCUCAUGCUCCAACUGUGACACUGCCUAAAUUGAGAGCUCUAGUGAAUGGACAAAUGUCAAAUUUCGUAGAUGUGGUCAUGAAUGUAGUCACGGAGGACCAUCAUGAAGUUGAGCAUUCUCAUUCCAUGGAUGAUUUGAGUUAUGCUGCUCGCUUGAAAUCAGCGCCAACAGAAAGCAAAAAAGAAAUUAAGAAACAACUCGUCAAUAGUAGUGGAAUGCUGUACAAUUUGAAAAAAUUUAAGAAUUGGAGAAUGGUUUUGCAUGGCGAUGAAACUUGGUUUCGACUGGUUGGUCAAUCUGAAAGUCGAAUGUUUGAAGGUAGGAGCGACCCAACUCAUUCUCUCUACGUCACCGAUACUGUAAUUGUUGACGAUAAUGUCACUCGACAUGUGCAAGAAGAGAUGCAACACUUGCAAAAUUGGGAUUUACUAAUACUUCACUUUUUAGGUCUCGAUCAUUUGGGUCACAUUCAUGCAAAAGAGGAAGAGUUUCAUGCAAAGAUGAAAUACUACGAUGAUAAUGUAUUUGAACCAAUUUUAUCUAGUGUAAACUUGAGCGAAACACUCUUUGUACUUGCUAGUGAUCAUGGCAUGACCAAUGAUGGAGGACAUGGAGGUAGUACUCCGCUUGAAACCAAUGCUAUUCUUGGAUUUGUUCAUUCAGCCUUGUCAAAAAUGAUGCCGGACGACUUCAAUACCCAGAGUUCGAGCUCAUACAAGUAUGGAGGAAUGGUCAAUCAAAUUGAUUUUUCACCUACAAUUUCCGUGUUAACCAAUAUUCCAAUACCUGAAUUGAGUGUUGGAAAGUUAAUUCUGGAUGUCGUGCGACCGUUUGGAGAUGUAUUCACCCUUAAAGCGAUUAUUAAGAAUGCAGCACAGCUCAUGACACUCAUGUCCGAAAAAGAUUACAACAACUUUUUGAGCAAGUGGGAUUCGCUGUUUGUGACACCACAUUCAGACAUGCAACGAAUGAUUGAGCAAUGUCAUCAAGUACUCACAGACAUGAGUCAACACCUCAUUCAUCAGAGUGGAAACGUACAUUACUCCAUUGCAUAUGCAAGUCUACUUUAUUUAUCAAUUAUUAUGCUAAUUAUUGGCCAUUACCUAUUGUCUCAUUAUUCAAAGCAAACUUCUUUUAGAAAAAUUACAACGAUGGAUUAUAUUUUAAUUGCGUUUUUCAUAUUGCACUUGAUAAGCUACACCUCGAGUAGCUUAAUUGAAGAAGAGCAUCAAAUAUGGUACUAUUUUUCAGUGACAUCACUAUUAAUGCUAUUUUUUGCAGUAGACAACAACUGGCUACUCGUAAUCAUGCUUGUAUUGGAUCGAAUCACACGCGACUAUUACAUUAGUGGAAUCAAGAAUAGUGAGUUUUUACAGGCUCCAGUCUCCCAUAGAAAUUUUAUCGAGUUAUUGUCUAUCAGCUUCACCAUCGUACUACUGACUGCAUAUUCAUGGAAACAAACAACCAAAUUGAACAUUUUCACAAAGAUCACACUUUUUGGAAUCAAUCUCCUACUAUGGCUCUAUACAUUGGAUUUCAAAAUUUUGGGAUUAUUCCACGUAUCAGACACGGUGAACAUUGUUGUAAUUUAUGUAGCAUCCACUCUGUAUGCAUUUUUCCUACUCAUCUCUACGGAGACAAGAUCAACACUAGCCAUGUCAACAUUUGCUCAUCUGUGGUUUUUAAAUGAGCAUUCUUGCACGUAUCCUCUUAUGGCCAUUUCAGUCGUACAAGCCAUCUUGUUACCUUCUGUAUUAGUACCGUCAACUCAACCAUUAUUGAAUUCACACCCCUCAAAAACUAGGUUCUCAAAGAAGAAGAAUACCACAAUUCGUCAUGACGAACUGAGUACACUCAGUAAGCAACUCAUUUGUCAACUAUUUUCAUAUUCCUACUAUUUCAAAUUUGGAAGAAGCAUUUCAGUUUCAAAUAUUGAUUUUUCUAUAGCUUAUCAAGGAUUAACAUUCUAUCAUCCACUCAUUACUGGAUUUUCACUCUUUAUCAAGAUCUUUGGAGCACGAAUACUUUUUGAAAUGUUUCCAAUAUUGACAACUUGUAGAGGUGACAACGAUUCUCGACAAGAUCAACAUGAUUCAAACGAAAAUGCAGAUUCUACCAAAAAGAUCAACAGCACACCAAAUAAUUCUUUCAACAACCGAACUCACAUUCUCUCUCUUAAUUUAUUCAUUCGAGUGAUACGUGUAUUCAUGAGUGCACUCAUUCUUCUUUUCAUGCAAAAUCAUUUAUUUAUUUGGAGUGUUUUUUCACCAAAAUUCCUACUCGAUACCACCCUAGAAACGUUAUAUCAUUUCAUUGUCUUUUUUGCUCUUUUCAUUGCUUUGAAAUAA
Naegleria lovaniensis is the source of this 2808-nucleotide messenger RNA. RefSeq lists its product as uncharacterized. Bases 1 to 2808 code for a protein of 935 amino acids. Gene Ontology annotation, cellular component: endoplasmic reticulum membrane. Lineage: Eukaryota; Heterolobosea; Eutetramitea; Acrasida; Naegleriidae. Gene Ontology annotation, biological process: GPI anchor biosynthetic process. The record is from RefSeq and is a predicted model, not a curated record. The transcript has 2 exons.